Messenger RNA from Branchiostoma floridae (Florida lancelet), 985 nucleotides. Its product is annotated as nudix hydrolase 24, chloroplastic-like. The transcript is spliced from 9 exons. The record is from RefSeq and is a predicted model, not a curated record. Lineage: Eukaryota; Metazoa; Chordata; Leptocardii; Amphioxiformes; Branchiostomatidae. The coding region runs from base 30 to 932 and encodes 300 amino acids. Gene Ontology annotation, molecular function: 8-oxo-dGDP phosphatase activity.
GGUUCUGCAUAUGUAGCUACUUAUUCAAGAUGGCCGCCUCCUGGUCGGAACUAAUGCUUUCCAAACUUGUCGGACGUUGUAACAACUUUUUCCAACCUGGUUCCUCACGUGCCAUGUGUAAACCCUUUCUGGUGGAUGGUCAGCAGGUGGGCUGGGUGUGGCCAGGUGUUGAGAAACAUAUCCAGAGGUUUCCUGAUGUCUUCAUGGUGGAGGAGAAACAGGUGUCGUUGUGUCCCAGCCUGCAGACUUAUGAAGAGAGAACAGCCAGAGUACAGGAGGUCAUGCUGAGGCUGAGGGAGGAGGGGGACUUCAUCGCUCUGAAGGGUUGGAGAGACGAGAUGUAUGACGUUUUUCACCAGAGAAGCAGUCCCCCAGUGUUCAGGAUGGAGAGAACAGCCACCGCUCUCCUGGGAGUGAAACAGUACGGUGUCCAUGUGAAUGGUUAUGUGGAACAUCCUCAGAAAGGUCCAUUGAUGUGGAUAGGGAGGAGGGCAAAGAACAAGUCGACAUACCCCAACAAACUGGAUCAAGUGACUGCAGGUGGUUUCACCGCGGGGCUGACAGUGCAGGAGGUGUUGGUGAAGGAGUGUGCAGAGGAGGCCAACAUCCCUCAGGACAUCGCUCUGACAGCCCAGCCUGCUGGGGCUAUCAGUUACUUCUAUGAAGAUGAGAGAGGGCUGUUUCCUGAGAUUCAAUUUGUGUUUGACCUCAAGUUACCCCUGGACUUCCAGCCAGUCAACACUGAUGGGGAAGUGAGUGAGUUCUACCUCUGGGACAUGGACAAGGUAAAAGAGCAGAUAGCCCAACCAGACUUCAAACCCAACUGUGCCAUGGUAGUGCUGGACUUCCUUAUACGACAUGGGCAUGUUCAUCCAGACCAAGAGCCUCGAUACCUGCAAUUUCUGGAAAACCUUCACAAGACACUGUUUUAAAGGGAGAAUUUGCAAGUAAAUACAUUAUAAGAAAGAGAAACUGAGCAAAAAUA